This is a messenger RNA of Microtus ochrogaster (prairie vole), 1868 nucleotides long. RefSeq names its product RAB12, member RAS oncogene family (gene Rab12). Gene Ontology annotation, biological process: Rab protein signal transduction. Lineage: Eukaryota; Metazoa; Chordata; Mammalia; Rodentia; Cricetidae. The record is from RefSeq and is a predicted model, not a curated record. Gene Ontology annotation, molecular function: GTP binding; GTPase activity.
GGCGGCCAGGCCCGCCGGAGGAAGCAGCCCCCGAGGCCGGCCGACUUCAAGCUGCAGGUCAUCAUCAUCGGCUCCCGCGGCGUGGGCAAGACCAGCCUAAUGGAGCGCUUCACCGACGAUACGUUCUGCGAGGCCUGCAAGUCCACCGUGGGUGUUGACUUUAAAAUCAAGACUGUAGAACUGAGGGGGAAGAAAAUUAGACUACAGAUCUGGGACACCGCAGGACAGGAGAGAUUUAACAGCAUUACCUCAGCCUAUUACAGAAGUGCCAAGGGGAUCAUAUUAGUUUAUGACAUCACCAAGAAAGAGACAUUCGAUGACUUGCCAAAAUGGAUGAAGAUGAUUGAUAAGUAUGCUUCAGAAGACGCUGAGCUUCUGCUGGUUGGAAAUAAGCUGGACUGUGAAGCAGACAGAGAGAUCUCCAAGCAGCAGGGAGAAAAGUUUGCACAGCAGAUAACUGGGAUGCGGUUCUGUGAAGCCAGCGCCAAGGACAAUUUCAACGUGGAUGAGAUAUUUCUGAAACUCGUUGAUGACAUUCUGAAAAAGAUGCCUCUUGAUAUUUUGAGAAACGAGUUAUCCAAUAGCAUCCUCUCUCUACAACCAGAGCCUGAGAUCCCACCAGAGCUGCCUCCACCUAGACCCCAUGUCCGAUGCUGUUGAGUUGCUGCUUUGGAGACAGAGUGCAAACGAUUCCUAGAAGGGGGAAACCAUUCUGUUCUGCACUACAAUCAUGUGACAAUUUCCUUUCGCACUUUGUAACCCGAGUCAGCUGUAUACACUAACUUGUAAAUAUGCAAAUACGCAAUCCCGGGUAAGGUUGGGUUCUAAGUUACACACUUCCCUUCAGAUUAUAUCUCCUCCGUACCCCAGUGUGUAGCGUCCAUACACUGGGAGGCGUAGUACUUCAAAUAUGAAGAAUGGGAGAGAAGAAAAGUGCGGUGUCUCUUGAGUACCAUAAAUGUCCGUGGGUAAUUACACUACGAGGCAGAUCCUCCGGUGAGAAGAGAGGACCUGGUGCUUCGCUUUCCGUUUCAAAGAAAAAUCUACAAAACUGAAGAUUUUUGAAAAAGAAGAUAUGACAACUGCUUUUUCUUUAUUUCCGAGGCUUUCCCAGCCGUAGCAUCUUGAGGUUUGGAGUGUCUCUGCCCCAGAGCAAAGCUCCUCCUCAGCCACAGAGUUAUCUGUCGGGCUAUGUGGUGAGAGGCUUUUCCUAGGCGGAGGGCUGGAUGGGACUGGGUCCCGUGGCUGCAUAGUCUAGGGAUUUCCAUUGGCCAUGACCUAAGCAAUUAAGAACAACAAAGAUUCAAUAGAGAAAAGACUGUUGGACGGGGAUUGUAUCUCAGUGCUGAGUAUUUGCCUAACACUCAUGAGGCCCAGGCUUCAAUCCCCAGCACAAGGGGGAAAGAAGGAUAAAGAAAAGUAGAGAAGACAAGUGUUUGAAACUAUAGAAAAGAUUUUAAAACCACACUGCUGUCCUACACAAAUCCUGUUUAUAGGGAUUUUAAGAGUUACAUUUUACUAUAUGGAAGAAUACACAUGUGUUUGCCUAAACAUCCUGUAUCUUUGUAAUGAUGAACUUCUCCCGUCGACGGUGAAGCCUAUUCCGAUUAAGCCUAGACUGUGUUCAAGUUUUCUCGUUUUUAUUUUGUUUUGUUUUGGUUUUUUUUCUUUUUUGGUCUGAUAGGGAAUUUGUGAACGCUAUCUUUGGUAUAUCUUUUAUUAAGCUGCACUGUUUUGUUUAGUCAAGGUAAAUAAGUAAGUAUUUGAAUAACUUGGCGUGUCCUGAGUGUUGUGGUAUGAGAAGCAUCGUGGUCUUUCUACACUAAUGAAGUGCAAAUAAAAUUUUGUAUUUAUGAACGACAGUCGAA